CUCUCGGGGCUGGCAGGCGGUUAGAGGCGUCUGAGGAAGCGUUUAAAAUGAAGAAGUUUAAUUUCCGAAAAGUUUUGGAUGGCUUAACUGCCUCCUCCCCUGGCAGUGGGAGCAGCAGCGGCGGUAACAGUGGUGGUGCUGCUGGAAGUGGCUCCCUGCAUCCAGGAGGGACUGCAGGGGUUCUCAGAGAGGAGAUUCAGGAAACCCUGACUUCAGACUAUUUCCAGAUCUGCAAGACAGUUCGACAUGGUUUUCCUUAUCAGCCCACAGCAUUAGCCUUUGAUCCAGUUCAGAAAAUCUUGGCUAUUGGAACAGGAACAGGUGCUAUACGAAUACUUGGGAGACCUGGUGUUGAUUGUUAUUGCCAACAUGAAAGUGGUGCAGCUGUUCUACAACUCCAAUUCUUGAUCAAUGAGGGUGCUUUGGUCAGUGCAAGUUCAGAUGAUACACUUCAUUUGUGGAACCUUAGACAAAAAAGGCCAGCUAUUCUUCAUUCUCUUAAAUUUAACCGAGAACGAAUUACUUACUGUCAUCUACCUUUCCAGAGUAAAUGGCUCUAUGUUGGAACGGAAAGAGGAAAUACUCAUAUUGUAAAUAUUGAAUCUUUCAUUCUUUCUGGAUAUGUUAUCAUGUGGAACAAGGCAAUUGAACUGUCCACCAAGACUCAUCCAGGACCAGUUGUACAUUUAAGUGAUAGUCCAAGAGAUGAAGGGAAACUCCUAAUAGGAUAUGAAAAUGGUACAGUAGUCUUCUGGGACUUGAAAUCUAAAAGAGCAGACUUGAGAGUUUAUUAUGAUGAGGCUAUUCAUUCAAUUGAUUGGCAUCAUGAGGGCAAACAGUUCAUGUGCAGCCAUUCAGAUGGUAGCUUGACCUUAUGGAACCUGAAAAGCCCAAGUCGCCCCAUCCAGACUACAAUUCCACAUGGAAAGAGUCAAAGAGAAGGAAGAAAAUCUGAAUCUUGUAAACCAAUUCUUAAAGUAGAAUAUAAAACCUGCAGAAACAGUGAACCAUUCAUAAUAUUCUCUGGUGGGCUGUCCUAUGACAAAGCUUGUAGAAGACCAAGUUUAACCAUCAUGCAUGGAAAAGCAAUUACAGUGCUUGAAAUGGAUCAUCCUAUUGUUGAAUUUCUAACUUUAUGUGAAACACCCUAUCCAAACGAAUUUCAAGAACCCUAUGCUGUAGUGGUGCUUCUGGAAAAAGAUCUCAUUGUAGUUGAUCUGACACAAAGCAAUUUUCCAAUCUUUGAAAAUCCAUAUCCCAUGGAUAUUCAUGAAUCACCAGUUACAUGCACAGCAUACUUUGCUGAUUGCCCUCCGGAUUUGAUUCUAGUACUCUAUUCUAUAGGAGUCAAGCAUAAAAAACAAGGAUACAGCACUAAGGAGUGGCCAAUCAGUGGGGGAGCUUGGAACCUUGGAGCACAAACAUAUCCAGAAAUUAUUAUUACUGGUCAUGCAGAUGGAUCAAUAAAAUUUUGGGAUGCUUCUGCAAUAACUCUACAGAUGCUGUAUAAGCUAAAAACUUCAAAAGUUUUUGAAAAGCAGAAGGUAGGAGAAGGAAAACAAACAUGUGAAAUUGUAGAGGAAGACCCAUUUGCCAUUCAGAUGAUUUACUGGUGUCCAGAGAGCAGAAUAUUCUGUGUAUCAGGAGUCUCUGCAUAUGUCAUAAUUUAUAAAUUCAGCAGACAUGAAAUUACAACAGAAAUAGUGUCACUAGAAGUACGACUUCAAUAUGAUGUUGAAGAUAUUAUUACUCCUGAACCAGAAACCAGUCCUCCAUUUCCAGAUCUCUCAUCCCAGCUUCCUUCUUCAAGGAGUCUUUCUGGGAGCACCAACACUGUGGCUAGUGAAGGAGUAACAAAGGACAGUAUCCCAUGCCUCAAUGUUAAGACACGACCAGUACGAAUGCCUCCAGGGUACCAAGCAGAACUUGUUAUUCAGUUGGUGUGGGUAGAUGGUGAACCUCCUCAACAGAUUACUAGUCUUGCUGUAAGUUCAGCAUAUGGAAUAGUUGCAUUUGGGAACUGCAAUGGAUUGGCUGUGGUGGAUUUUAUACAGAAGACAGUACUGCUAAGCAUGGGAACCUUUGAUCUGUAUAGGUCAAGUGACUUAUACCAGCGACAACCACGGUCCCCUCGUAAGAACAAGCAGUUCAUCGCAGGUUUAACUGAGCUGAAUGACAGUCCUGUUCCCCUGGAACUUGAGCGCUGCAAGUCUCCCACUUCAGGACUUGCUACCAGAACUCCUGAGGCAGCACCAGGCUUUUAUAGGAAUGAAAUACCAGCUGUGAGACAGAGGAAUCAAGUACAUCACUUGCCAGACCAUGUAAAUGGACACUGCACAAGUCCAACUUCUCAGAGCUGCGGUUCUGGAAAACGGCUUUCUAGCGCUGAUGUUUCUAAAGUAAAUCGCUGGGGUCCUGGAAGACCACCAUUUCGAAAGGCACAGUCAGCUGCUUGCAUGGAGAUUUCUUUACCAGUUACAACAGAAGAAACCCGUGAAAAUUCCUAUAAUCGUUCCAGAAGCUCUAGUAUCUCCAGUAUUGACAAAGAUUCUAAAGAAGCCAUUACAGCACUAUAUUUCAUGGAAUCCUUUGCACGGAAAAAUGAUUCUACCAUCUCCCCUUGUCUGUUUGUUGGAACUAGUCUGGGAAUGGUGUUAAUCAUCUCCCUAAAUCUACCAUUAGCAGAUGAACAAAGGUUUACAGAGCCGGUCGUGGUAUUACCAAGUGGUACAUUCCUCUCAUUAAAAGGAGCUGUGCUAACAUUCUCUUGUAUGGACCGAACUGGCGGACUAAUGCAACCACCAUAUGAAGUUUGGAGGGAUCCAAACAACAUAGAUGAAAAUGAAAAAUCUUGGAGAAGGAAACUGGUCAUGAACUCUUCCUCUGUAGCCCAAGAAAUAGGAGAUAAUCAGUAUGCAAUAAUAUGCUCAGAAAAACAAGCCAAAGUCUUCUCACUGCCUUCUCAGACUUGCCUUUAUGUUCAUAACAUCACUGAGACAUCUUUCAUACUACAGGCAGAUGUGGUGGUCAUGUGUAACAGUGCCUGCCUGACAUGCUUUUGUGCUAAUGGGCAUAUCAUGAUAAUGAGCCUACCUAGUCUUCGACCAAUGUUGGAUGUUAAUUAUUUACCACUGACAGACAUGCGGAUAGCACGGACAUUUUGUUUUAGCAAUGAAGGGCAGGCAUUAUACCUUGUCUCUCCCACUGAAAUUCAGCGGUUAACCUACAGCCAAGAAAUGUGUGAUAAUCUACAGGACAUGCUAGGAGAUUUGUUUACUCCCAUAGAGACACCAGAAGCUCAAAACAGAGGCUUUCUCAAGGGACUGUUUGGUGGAAGUGGACAAACAUUUGACAGAGAAGAGCUCUUUGGGGAAGCUUCAGCAGGAAGAGCAUCCCGCAGCCUUGCCCAGCACAUUCCUGGACCAGGUGGAAUAGAAGGGGUGAAAGGUGCUGCUGGAGGAGUGAUGGGGGAGCUGACCCGUGCUCGGAUUGCACUGGAUGAGAGAGGACAAAGGCUAGGAGAGCUGGAAGAGAAAACUGCAGGCAUGAUGACCAGUGCAGAAGCAUUUUCCAAACAUGCACAUGAGUUAAUGCUGAAAUACAAGGAUAAGAAAUGGUACCAAUUCUAACUGCUAAAGAAGCUGUGACUGCUUUGAGAAACCAUUAUUCAGGGAAACCAAAUUUAUUCCCAGCAUCACUAUUCAACUGCUAGAAGCCAGUUUCUUCUACAAAAUGUUCCAUUGCCAUUCAUCUGAAGUUAUCACAAAGGAGACUUAUCAGAGACGAUGUACAACCCAAAAGCUGGAACCCUGGUAAAAUCCCAAGAUAGAUGGAAUUUGCCUUUUCCCAUGUGAAAUGGAGCCAUCAUGUUGGCAUGUCAUUGGCUAAGGAUUUACAUUUAGAAACUAUGGGGAGUCCUAUUGAUUUGGAAAUUCCUGUACAAACAAAAGCAUUAAUGCACUUAAUGAAAAAAAAAAUCUUUGCAUGAUAAAUUAACAUCUUUAAAGGAAAAGAAAAAUAAGCAUGUUGUGACAGAAGAAAAAAAGAUUUAUGGUAAACUAUUUUUGUAAAUUGGGCCACAUCCAACAAUUUUUUAAAAAUCUACAUUAGAAGAUGUCAAUCAGUACAUUUCAAGAAUAUUUGCCAUACCCAACUCCAAGGAAAGCAAAACAAAACAAAACCCCAGAGUUUGCUUCUCAUCUGUAAUUUCCAUUAUUGAGUCUUUAUGGCAAGAGUAUAAUUAAUAUUCUCUCUCCAUAGUAUUGUACAUCGUUCACAGUUCUCGGUCAUAACCAAGCAUUGCCAACAGAGUAAAUGAUCCCCAACAUAGUUAUUUCCAGUUCUCUCACCUUCAGAGCAGGUUGCUGUUUUUAACACAAACUGUAUAGGGUUGGGUCACUUCAAAGCAUUUUUCCAUCCUGGCUUGUAUUCCAUGCAGGGAAGCUGACAAUAGGUUUGGGGAAACUAGACUAUAGAAACCAUGCAGUUAGCUUUGAGGACUGAAUUCAUAAAAAGUGAAAUUUCACACAUCCCAACUUUCAGUUUCUAAAGUGAUAUAUUUUUAAAGCUCCGUUUGUAUCCUCAUCUGCCAGUUACACAGUAUAUUACUGUUUAAACCGGGUGGGUCUACAAUCCACAGGUGCUCUUGCAGCCUGACAUUCACAGACCAAAGUGGUCAUUAUCUUGAGUGUGAUGCAGUAAAACCUCAGCUAGUGUUCUGGGAAAAGAAAUUCUGAUUUAUUAAAUUUCUGAUUAAAAAGGGCUUUCAUUAGGAAACACUUUUUUGUUCAAUACUAUUAUUGGAAAUCUUUAUAAAAUAUACUGGUGUUUUUGCCAUCUUGGCCUCAGUCAUCAUUAUAGAUGACAUAAAUACAUAGUUUAGUGAUAUAAAAUCAAUACUUUUGAAACUAAUUUGGUCAAGUAAUAUAAGCUAAAGGAUUGUGUUAAUAGAUGUCAAACACUUAUUCCACAUUUAAACUCUAAAAAGUGGAAUAAAGAAUAUCCUUAACAUGCUAAGAGGUGUCUGUCAUAGCUCCACAGAAAGGUACGAGAGGCAAAGUGAAACAAGGACUCCUACUCUCAUUAUCUAACAUGAUUCUGGAAAGUCGGAGUCAUAGGAAUGUAUGUAAGCAUUUUCCUGGACCCAUCCUGUAAUAUGUUGUUUCUCCAAAAAUAAUCUUUUUUAAAAUUAUGGAUUUGGACUUUUUCUUCCUGAUUGAUCAGAUCUUACUAGGUUUAUAUUUGUGUAAAUUCUUAAGAGUUCACUGUGUUUCUGGAGUCCGGGUUACUUUAAUAACCAAAAACAGUAUUUUUGUUUGUUUUUUAGAUUUCUUGUUUGAGAUAACACUUCCCUUGCAAUGUUCUCAGGAAUUUUGAGAAGAGCAAAGAUGAUUGACAGAAAAUGUACACUAGAAUAGUAUUUUUCAGAGUCCUUGGAUUUUCCUGAUUUCUUAAAAAGGCCUCUUUAUGAAUCUCCCAGAGUCCAGUAAACAGCCUAAGGGUAACAUAAUCUGACUUGGAAAUGCAGAUAUAACACAUAAAACUGAACAGUAAAAAUAGUAAAGAAGCUGGAGGCCAGGGUCUGGAAAACACUGACAAUUAAAUUUGCAAUGCACUAUUGUACCAUCAGUUUCAAUGACCCAGUUUUCUGAUUUUUUUGGACAAAUACUUUAUCAUUUCUGCAUUUAAACCUGAAAGAGUGAAAUAAAAAUUUAUUCUAGGAAUAAUUAAAUUCACUCCAGAGUAGUAUUAAACUUAGUGAAUCUCUGAAACUCAUGAUACUAUUUGAUUUAACUUGUUCUACAGAAAGGUUUCUCAACAGUGGCACAUUAGCAUAAAAGUCUUUAUGGUGGAGCACUGUCCUAUGUACCAUAGGAUGUUAGUGACAUCCCUGGCCUUUGUCUGCUAGAUGCCAGUAGGAACCCCCUAACAGUAACAAUCAAAAAUGUCUCUAACCAUUGCCAAAAUUACUUCUAAUUGAGAGCCACUACUGUAUAUCAUUUAAAGACAGAGAUUAGUGUGAAUAUGUAAUAUAUGUCUUGUUAUAAAACUGCAUAAUUGUAUAGUGUCUUACCAAGAUAAAUUACUAUGCCCAAAAUUGUAUGUGUGGUUCAUAUGCAAUAAAAUGCAGUUUUUAGGGAAAGCUUGUAUAAAUCAGUGAGCAAUUAUGGAAUAUUUUAAAGCACUCAGAAAAUAUGAAAAGGACAUUAUAGCAUUAUAGUGCAUAAAACUCCAGAUUCAAAAUGACCGGAUCAAAAGUUUAUAAUUGACACAUCAUUUGGAAGUAAACAGGUGCUUCUGAAGUGCUUGAAAAGAAUAAAAUUAAAUUAAGUAGUUUAAAUUAUUUCAAAAUUGCUUUUAUAAGCUCUUAAUGUAAGGGUAAGUUCAUCCCACAAACUCCUGGUUAGUGGAAUCCAAAUUAAUGAGGUUUUACUGUAUCAAAUUUUUUUUAUAAUUCAAAGAGAUAGCAAUAACAAGAAUCUGAUGUGGAUGUGAUUUUCCUCUUCUGACAUUUCUGUUCUGUUGCACUGACCUUGGCAGGCACAUAGGCACACACACAGGCACACCACCACCACCACCACCACCACCACCAUCUUAUCAUCAUCAUCACCUUAGAAAUGAAUAUAGUUGAUCUAUGUGAUCCUUUACAUCUACUCAUCUUUACUAUAUUCCCUCCACCUUGGAACGUAAGAAAUAUAUUCCCUAAUAAGUUGGACAGUGACAAAAGAGAUGACUGUGAGCCUCUAUUACCAUUAAAAUUAUAUUACAUCAUCUAAGAUGGCAGCAGAAGCUAAGGCAGACUUCAGUCUCAACAAGCCAACAUUAUCUCCCUAAAACUUGCUCAAGAGAUAAGUCCUUUCUAAUGUUCAAAAGAAAUAGGCAUUUCUUUCUUUUCAUCAAUGAGAAAUAUAAGUAUUUGUUUCCCUGGUUCUAAUAAUAACUGGAGCAAUAAUCCUUACUAACCUCGGGGUUUGGAGGGAGGCAUGAAUGGGUUACACUUAUUUUAAUCCCCUACAAAGGAGUACUGUUGACUUUGCUUCCUAUACUUUGCCAAGCCCCACACUUAGUGCCCCAGUCACCAUCAGGGUCGUUGGCUUAACUUUGGAAUGACAGUGACAGAUCUGCAUUAGGCAUUUUCCAAUACUUCAGUGAUAGAGAAAAAUUUAUUCAAGUCUUUGGGAAGUGAUUCUCAAGUUAGUAAAUUAAAAUCCAUGUCUAUAUUCCUCCAAGUUUUUAAAAGAAACUAAAGGAAAAGAUUUAGUGUCGGAAUCCCUUUUUAUGUGACCCUUGUAUCCAGUUUUAAAGGUACCAUCUGUCUGUUAUCUACAUUACAGGAUCACCAAGGCUAUGAGAGAAUAAGGAAUAAGAUCCGGCCUAAGAUUAGUUGAAGAAGAUUAAGACAGGUUAUUUGAAAAACUUUAAUCUAGAAAAGUAAAUAAGAAAUCCUCUCUUUUGCUUAGGUUCAUUGGAACAACCCAGGAGGGUAUCUGUGAUUUCAGCCAGGCCUAUGGGAAAAAAGAGCAUGUUAAACUACUACAUUGGUUUAGAGAGGGCAACACUUAUAGGUGUCAGGACAUUCAUUUCAGGUCUCGCUCUUUGCAUAAGAGAACGUGGUAGCCUUCAUAGCUUCUUUUUCUCUGCCUUCUGUUGCCCAGUUCUAUUUUUGACUGGGUUUUAUUUCACAUGCACACAGCCCUAAGGGCAGAAAUACUUGUCAUGUACUUGACACAUUAUCUGUAAUAUGCACCACUCAAAGAAGCAUGGUUGUCAGCAUAACGAAUUUAGUGUUAGCAGAUAACAUCCCUUAGUGGAAGAAAUGCGAAAUAGGUUAAGAUCAGACUUGGGGAAGGAGGAAGAAGAACCAAUUUGGUGCAAGGAAAUUGGGAUGAGGAGGGACAUGGGAGCCAGAGCAAAGUGGAAGAGGCUUUGAUGAGGAUUCAGAAGCAUGGGUAGAUAGAUGCCUUUAGAUGUAUGAUUCUCAACCUUGUCUAUACAUAAGAAUCACCUAAGGAGAUUUCAAGAUUCCCAAUUAUAGCAAAAUUCCUCCCAGUGAUGAACCAGAUGUAAGUACUUUUGAAAGCCCCAAAGGUGGCCCUGAUGUCCAGCCAAAGUUGACAACUGCUUUAUGGUCAACUAAGGACAGUAUGUUUGUCCACCUUGGCUGGUGUCUCAGCCAGCUUCUGAGUAGUCCAGGGAGGCAAGGGGUAAGAGAUACAGCGGUGACUGGGUUCGUAUUUAUUCUGUGUCUUUCACAGAACAAAAUAUUUCUGCCCAGGCGGGGCCUAGUUAACACUUAACACUUUGUGAUAUUUUCCUGUGUGACUUUCCCAUUAAUUAUUCUAAUUCAGACUUCUAGGUUUUUGAUUGUCUUAAACAUAUGAUGCACUGGAUCACAGUAAAUGCAAGAGCAUAAUAAAGCUAACUAGAAAACUAAUUCUCAAUAUUUGGACAGUGGGAAUUCUCAAAACAGUCAUUUACUAUAUCAGGUAAAAAUUUCUUAUGGAAGGCACCUGGAUACCAGGUGUUCUGCUACAGGUAUAUUUUAUUUGACUUGAUAUUAGCAAAGAGGGAGAACAACUCUUCUUUUUUUGUAUGUUAUUAUCUUAAAAGCCCCCAGGGCCACUGGAUUUACUUUCUUAUUUGUUGCACAUAUGUUUAAAGGGGAAGGAAUGCCUGUAACUUACUAUGUCACCCCCAAUGCCUUGAAAGAGUCUUUUAUUCCUUCUAAGAGGGAGAGCCCAGCCUAUAAAAGGCAGUGUUACCAAUGAGAAGACUCCAGUUAUCUCCUCUCAUACUGCUUCCCUUCUGGUAUUGGCCCACUCUUCUCAACUUCAAAGCCAGAAAAUAAAGUAGGUGGUGGUUUUGGAAAUUGUACACAGAAUCAAAAUAUCUAAUAACCUAUAAUUUUUAGUACUUAAUUAUGUGAUGUUUUAUUCUAGGAAAUAAGAAACAGAUAACAUCAUUGAUGUAUCUUUCUUUCAUCUUCAGAAUUUUUGCAUCUUUUCAGAA
Messenger RNA from Lepus europaeus (European hare), 9009 nucleotides. It is a transcript of the gene STXBP5L, whose product is annotated as syntaxin binding protein 5L. Gene Ontology annotation, cellular component: cytoplasm; SNARE complex; plasma membrane. The transcript is spliced from 28 exons. The record is from RefSeq and is a predicted model, not a curated record. The coding region runs from base 48 to 3629 and encodes 1193 amino acids. Gene Ontology annotation, molecular function: myosin II binding; syntaxin binding; GTPase activator activity. NCBI's taxonomy places the organism in Eukaryota, Metazoa, Chordata, Mammalia, Lagomorpha, Leporidae. Gene Ontology annotation, biological process: regulation of protein secretion; regulation of exocytosis.